Moesziomyces antarcticus is the source of this 1848-nucleotide messenger RNA. Its product is annotated as secreted peptidase-S8. The coding region runs from base 1 to 1848 and encodes 615 amino acids. The transcript has a single exon. Lineage: Eukaryota; Fungi; Basidiomycota; Ustilaginomycetes; Ustilaginales; Ustilaginaceae. The record is from RefSeq and is a predicted model, not a curated record. Gene Ontology annotation, biological process: proteolysis. Gene Ontology annotation, molecular function: serine-type endopeptidase activity; tripeptidyl-peptidase activity.
AUGAAGCUCAUCACGGUCAAGGCACUGGUUGCCUUUACGUCGCUCGCCUUGAUGGCGGAUGCGGCGGCGGUGCGUCGCGACCCAGCCUCGACGCUCGUGGUCAAGGAGCAGGUGCCCGUGCCGGACACGUGGGUGCGUCGCUCCGACGCCGAUGACCACCAGACCGUCGCUUUGCGCUUUGCGCUCCGUCAGACCGACGUCGCCGGUCUCGAAAAGAGGCUCCAGCAGACGUCGGACCCGAGCCACGAGCUGUACGGUCGCCACCUCUCGGCCGACGAGGUGUCGAGCUACCUGCAGCCGCACAAGCGCACCGUGGACGAGGUCGAGCUCUGGCUGCGCCAGGCUGGCGUCGAGAUCGACGAGUCCCUCGCCAAGCGUUCGGCGUCCAUGGACACCUUCAGCGUCAACGUGCCCGUGUGGAAGGCGCGCGAGCUGCUCAAUGCCGAUCUGGGCGUCUACCAGCACAAGCGUACCGGUACACUCGCCGUGCGCAGCCCCACGUACUCGGUGCCCGAGCAUGUGGCUGAUCACCUCGACUACGUCGGUCCGCUUACGCUCUUCACCGAGCCGCGAGCGCACAGCAACGACGUGGCCAACAUCAAGGUGCUCAUCGAGGACGAGGAGGAGCACGACUUUAGGAGCGCAGCUGCCAAGAAGGGCAAGCUCGACAACGGUCAGCCCGCGGCGUGCAACACGAGCGUCGUCACGUCCGAGUGCCUGCGCACGUUCUACAAGACCAUCGACUACGUGCCCCGGGCCGCCAACAAGUUCAAGCUGGGCAUCAGUGGCUUCCUCGAGCAGUUUGCCAACUUUGCCGAUUUCUCCGGAUUCCUCCAGCAGCAGCGUCCCGAUGCGGCCAAGUCGUACAACUUUACCGUACAGAGCAUCAACGGCGGUCUCAACACCCAGAGCAUGCCCGGAUCCGAGGCCAACUUGGAUGUCCAGACCAUGGGUGGCUUUGUGUACCCGAUUCCGUUUACCUACUACACCACGGGUGGGUCGCCGCCGUUUGUGCCUGAUCUGGCCACGGUGAACAACACCAACGAGCCGUACGAGCAGGAGCUCAACUAUCUCAUUUCGCUCAGCGACGCGCAGCUGCCCAAGGUGCUCAGUACGAGCUAUGGCGAUGACGAGCAGACGGUGCCCAGGGCGUAUGCCGAGAGGGUGUGCAACUACAUCAUGGCGCUGGGUGCCAGGGGUGUUUCGACCAUCUACUCGUCGGGAGACAACGGUGUGGGUAGCGACGGCAAGUGUGUGUCGAAUGGUGCGACUAGCCCCAAGGGGACGAGGCAGUUCUUGCCGGCGUUCCCGGCAUCGUGCCCGUACGCGACCACGGUGGGUGCCACACAGGGAUUCGCACCCGAGGUGGCAGUGGGAGAUGAUAUCGCAGGAUUCUUCUCGGGCGGUGGAUUCUCCAACUACUUUGGCAUCCCGUCUUACCAGGCGAGCGUGGUCAACAAGUACGUCCAGUCGCUCGGAAGCCAGUACAAGGGGCUGUACAACAAGACCGGCCGUGGCUACCCGGAUGUGGCCGCCCAGGGCUCGCUGUACAAGAUCCGCAUUGGCGGAAAGAACUAUCUCAUCGGCGGCACUUCGGCGUCGUCGCCCACUUUCGCCUCGGUCAUUGGUCUGCUCAACGAUGCAAGGAUCGCAGAGGGCAAGUCGUCGUUGGGAUUCCUCAACCCGCUGAUUUACUCCAAGUGGAUCGGAACCCCGGCGCUCAACGAUAUUACUAGUGGCAGCGCGGCGGGAUGCAACGUCACCGGAUUCCCCGCAAAGAAGGGUUGGGAUGCGGUCACUGGUGCCGGUACGCCGGACUUUGUGGAGCUCCGUUCCAGGCUGCCUUGA